Molecule: messenger RNA, 207 nt
Organism: Sparassis crispa
Lineage: Eukaryota; Fungi; Basidiomycota; Agaricomycetes; Polyporales; Sparassidaceae
Exons: 2
Coding region: 1-207 (68 amino acids)
Source: RefSeq, a predicted model, not a curated record
AUGAAUGCGACGGCGUACGAGGAUAAUGAUUCCGCAGAGGCCGGUGAAAAUGGCGCUGUGAAAGACAUGCCCGUUACAGCGAAGAAGUCAACACAUACUACCAGUCGUGCAAAAGGGAAGCUUCAGGUGCGCAUCCGUAAGCGUACCAACAUGCCCAAGGAAUCCGAGUGGCCCGAUCCAAAGUACGAUACAGCGCGAGCACAGUGA